Drosophila ficusphila is the source of this 3663-nucleotide messenger RNA. It is a transcript of the gene Syn2, whose product is annotated as gamma-1-syntrophin. Gene Ontology annotation, molecular function: structural molecule activity; protein binding. The coding region runs from base 405 to 2018 and encodes 537 amino acids. The transcript has 11 exons. Gene Ontology annotation, cellular component: dystrophin-associated glycoprotein complex; intracellular anatomical structure. Lineage: Eukaryota; Metazoa; Arthropoda; Insecta; Diptera; Drosophilidae. The record is from RefSeq and is a predicted model, not a curated record.
GGCUGUGGGAACGUUGUGCCGUGGACCGCCGAAGGAGCAGCUCCGCGCUGGGAGUACAGCCAUCCAGUGGAUAUAUAUAUACAUUUGGCCUGAAGUGGGCAAAAGUGUGACAAACAGAACGGAAAGUUAGCAUACUUUUGCGAGUGACGAAUUUGGCCAAAAUCGCGGGUUCAUGUCCCUCGGCGCUGACAAAUCGAAGAUCUGAAAAUGUGACCUAAUUGAAAACGGGGAAACGGGUCGCAGUAACACGAGAAAAUAUACUUAUAUGUUUGAACGAGCAUAAGUACAUCUGUCAAUACAAGGAGGUAACCCGGGACAACGGAGCGUAUGCGUGUUGCCCAGGUCGGUGGCCUGACCACCAGCUCGGCGCUACAGCACGCGGAGCUCUAAGGAUUCAGGGAUUGAUGAAGCGACUAUUUGACAAUUUGUGCACUUCGAGAAACAGGAUUGCAGUUAUUUACACUCUGAGAAUUAUGAAGCUCUCUGACACCAUGGCCACUCCAAUAGAAGAAAAACUUGAUCAAAACCUGAAGGUGCGAACUGGCAUGGUCCAUGUGAGCGAUGGCAAAAGCCGACCAGAACCCCUGCGACUUAAUCUUACGAUGGAGUUACUUUCGCUCCAAAAGCUGGAAGUAGUCACCCCAAGUAGUUGUCAUCCCAAUGGACCGCCCAUGGAAUCAAAGGAACGAAUGGUUCAAAUUACGCGGCAAAAACAAGGCGGCCUAGGACUGAGCAUAAAAGGAGGCGCCGAGCACAAACUUCCCAUUUUGAUAUCGCGUAUCUAUAAGGAUCAGGCGGCGGACAUAACGGGUCAACUAUUUGUGGGCGAUGCCAUUAUCAAGGUGAAUGGGGAAUAUAUAACGGCAUGUCCCCACGACGAUGCAGUUAAUAUCUUAAGAAACGCCGGAGAUAUCGUGGUUCUCACGGUGAAGCAUUAUCGCGCUGCCACGCCUUUUCUUCAGAAGCAAUUAACCAAGGACACGCCCGAUUCGGACAACGACGCCACUUGCGCCGAACUGAAGGCAGACGAGGGCUACAAGUCAUCCGUGAACAGUGGAACCAUCAGUCGCAGUUGCAGUCGCCCCAUGUCAAUUUGCUCGGAGCCAGAAAAACGAUGGACAGACGUGGUGGCAGUACCCCUGAUGAUGGCCUAUGUGACGAGGUAUAUUUAUGGCACCGACAAGCUGCGCCAAAACGCCUUCGAAGUUCGUGGCCUAAAUGGCAUUACCACUGGUGUAAUACACUGCGAUGAAUUGGCCAUACUUAGCCAAUGGCUUAAACUGAUUACUGAUAAUGUGGUGGGACUAACGCAUUUACAGAUGAAGCUAUAUAAUAGAAACUUUGCUGUGGGUGAACGUAUCGAAUACAUGGGCUGGGUCAAUGAAGGGGUUAUCAACAACAAUAUAUCGUGGCAGAGUUAUAAACCCAGAUUUCUACUGCUCAAAGGCACCGAAGUAAUGCUUUUUGAAACGCCACCAUUAAAUGUGGCUGGCAUCAGCAAGGCUUUAGUGGUCUACAAGGUCUAUCAGACCAUGUUCCGAAUUGUCAAGGAAUCUGAGACUGUGGAUAGUCGCCAACAUUGUUUCCUGCUGCAAAGUUCGGGCCAUGAACCCCGCUAUUUGAGUGUGGAAACCCGUCAAGAGCUUUUAAGGAUCGAGAACAGCUGGAAUGCGGCCAUUGUGACUAGUGUUAUUAAACUGGGCCGUAAAACCUUUGCCGUUUCGCAUCAUGGCAAAAGUGGUGGACUCACAUUGGACUGGCAAGCUGGAUUUUCACUAACUGAAGGAGCGGAUUCCGCUAUAGUUUGGCAAUAUAAAUUCUCGCAAUUGAGGGGAUCCAGUGAUGACGGAAAGUCCAAGCUGAAACUGCAUUUUCAGGAUCACGAUAGUCGGGCAAUCGAAACUAAGGAACUGGAAUGUCAAGUCCUGCAAAGUCUGCUUUUCUGCAUGCACGCAUUCCUCACGGCCAAGGUGGCCUCGGUGGAUCCAGCGUUUUUGAGCUCAAUCCAACAGACAUAAAUCAAAAGAGGAGUAACAAGGAUUGCGGGACUCACACCCAAAUGAUAUAUAGGAUAUUCGUAAAGUGCAUAGCAAAUAACUCGAAUAUGAAUGUUGGACUAGGUAUCUCAUGCACACUAUGUGUCUGCUUGUACUUAUUAUUAUAAACAAGUGCGCGUAUAUAUGUAUGUUGAUCAGAAUGAUUGUAAUUGGAUAUUGAUAUGGAUAUAUUUAUAGCGCGGAUAAAAACUGAAAGUGAAAUCUCUUGGUGCAUUACAGUAAAUUUUAAGCAUACAUAAGGCAAUUACUUUAGGCAUUUUUCCUAUUACGUAGACUUGGUACUUAAAAACUGACAACAAAUUUAUAUUGUUUAUAAUCGAGAUUGUUUCCCAAUGUAGCCUUUAUAGUUGAAUUACCUAACUUACUUACGGAUUGAUAAAACCACAUAGGUCUGCCGAUUCUGAAUGUCAGAAGAUUGUCGCUUUUGCUAGCCUCAAAGGCUUUGUUUCGUGCUGUAUCCUCUAGAAAUAUUUCUCCGAAUGUUUAACGAACAAAUUAAUCGAAGUAUAAAAACAUGUUUUGUGUGCGCUCUAAUGAAAAUUUAAUUUUCGAAAAAAAAAAACGAAUGCUUUAAGGUCGGAUUAACGGUUAUUUUCUACUGAGGUAAUAGCUGACGUCAUAAUAGAUAAUAUACCUUAUUAAAUAUAUAAUAUAUAUAUAACAUCCACCGAACAAAUCUCAAUGCACAGACGUAAUAUGAACUAGAUUUUAUAACUGUUAUACAUCUAAUCGGAGCCAGUUAAGUGAUUCCAUCAGACGACACUCACUUAGGUCAUUUGUCAAUUCAGGAAGUGUCUUUCAGUGGCAAGAUCGUAUUUGUUGCUUAUGCAUAUUGCAUUGUACGUAUUGAUUUUAGGCGUUAUUGCACAACACACAUCUACAUAUUAACAUAUAAUUAAUAGUUAGUUAGCGAAUCAUCGACGAGCACAAAAGCCAUAUACAUAUUCUCGUAUGUAAACACACACAAAUAUCAAGUUGGCGCAUUCUCCAACCGCAUAAACAGGAUAUCUCUACAAAUAUGAAAGUACAUACAUAUAUGUAAUCCGCAUACCAAAGCAGAAGGAUCAGAAUCAAAAUAUUUACUGUACAUAUGCAUAGCUCUAUUGGGUUAGAAUCCGAUCUAUAGCACCGGAAAGUAUACCAUAACCGCAGAAAUAAUAUUUGCAUAUUAACACGAGGCAACAAGACACAAAAUGCACCCCAAAACCCGACCAACAUACGUAAUCUGCAUACACCGCAACAUGUUAUACGAGUAUCAAUUACCAGGGAGUUAGAGCUCCCCCAUCCGAACUAAUGAUACAUAACAUAUAUAUUUUUAAUGCAAAGCUUACAUAGUGCUGUAUGAAGUGCGCGACAUACAUACAUACAAAAAUAUAUAUGCCAUAUGUACCCCAAACUAAAAUACUACUCAAAAGCUGCGAUUCUGUGAAAGAGUUCAAUAUUUAUCUGGAACUGCGCUACUUGAUACGAGUCAUCGAUAUAGAAACCAUUUCAGUUGGUUCCGUUACCGUUCGUUCUCUCCUUACUUUUAUAUGUUACUAAUUGAAAUUAUUGUACAAGAAAACAAGGCAAAUUGGAAUAAAAACCCCCAAUAUCUAAUCAAGAA